UCCGUGUGCGUGCCUCUCAGGGCAUCAUGCCGCGCGAGAAUGGGGUGACGCCAGAUGGCGAGGAUAAGGAAUCCAAGGUUUUCAGGAGGAAACUCCGCGGGAAGAUGCGCAACCUGCACAAGACCCUGCACGAAUCGAAGGAUGAAAUCAUCGACCUCACCGGGCCCGUGAGUAAGCUUGGAGAAGUCAUCGAGAUCCUCGAGGACAUCCACGAGGAUGUCGUCAAACCCCGCGAGCAGCUCUUGGAUGCCGAGGUCAUGGCCACCGCCGCGGACUUGGGCGUGGAGAUGGCCAAGAAGAUGGGCGGUCUGGGAGCGAUCACGCCGGCGCAGUUCAUGGCCCGCCUGUGCAAGCAGUUUGUCGUGGGCGUCGACCCGGAUGCCCAGGCGGAGCGCGACGAGGGAGCGUUCAACUGGACCUUAUUCGGAUCAUCCGUGGGGAAGCACUUCCACGACGCGCCCACCAUGGCGUUCAUGAAUGGAGCGAUGGACACGCAGAUCAAGGAGCGCAGGGUCGCGCAGCGCAUCAGACGUGAUCCUGUCGGUCCCGCUGUCGCACCCGACAGCGUGGCCGACACGAAGGCGGACCAGCAGACGGACCAGGCGAUGAAGCGGAUGGUUAAGAUUCUGCGAAACAAGAAGCACCAGAACGAGACGCUCACCGUGGAGCAGCUCUCGGCCAACCCCAAGAGCUUCUCGCAGUUCAUCGAGAACAUCUUCACGCUCUCGUUUCUGGUGAAGGACGGUGAGGCGGGACUCACGCCGCCGCCCGAGGGUCUCGACGGCCCGAACGUGGAGAAGUGCCCGCAGGUGAGGAAGAUGAAGAAGCCCGAGGAGCAGCACAUGGAUCGCAGCACGUUUGUCCUGCACCUCGACAUGGAGGGGUGGAGGAGGCUGUGCGAGGCGAACGAUCGAAUGGAGGGUGCCAUCCCGCACAGGGAGGAGGUGACGGAGAUGGAUCUGACGGAAGGUAACGGGAUCGGCGGGCCGGGGGCGGCGGCCAGGGCUGAGGACGGGGAGGAGGUGGAGUCACCCGGGGGUGCCGAGAACCCAAAGGGCAAGGCGAAGCCCCGGGGGCGCGGAUUGACCCGCCCGCGCGAUUCCACCAACUCGGAGGAGCGGGCGGCCGCGCUGCGCAGGAAGGUGGCGGUGUGA
This is a messenger RNA of Micromonas commoda, 1154 nucleotides long. RefSeq lists its product with no specific name. The transcript is spliced from 4 exons. Lineage: Eukaryota; Viridiplantae; Chlorophyta; Mamiellophyceae; Mamiellales; Mamiellaceae. The record is from RefSeq and is a predicted model, not a curated record. Gene Ontology annotation, cellular component: Smc5-Smc6 complex; nucleus. Bases 27 to 1154 code for a protein of 375 amino acids. Gene Ontology annotation, biological process: DNA repair.